AUGGCGGCGUCUCGGUUUAUUCGUUUUUUCAGUCGUCGUCAACCCAAAACACCGAAUCUUACAUUAACUGAUGAUCGAAUCCAUCCUCAUUCCAAUGGAAAAAUUCUCUCCAAUGGAAAAAUUCAUUCAACUGAUAAAUCUCAAGUGACCGCGCCUAUUAAGCACGGUCUCGUUUGUACAAUCAUAUUUCUCGAUGGUGAAGAAGUGAAUUUUGAAGUAGAUCGAAAAGCUCUCGGUAAAAAUCUCUACGAGAAAAUCAUCGCUCAUCGAAAACUUGUUGAACCUGAUUAUUUUGGACUUCAGUUCAUUGACACACAUAAUGUCAAACAAUGGCUUGAUCCGACCAAAUCGAUAAAAAAACAAUGUAAAGUUGGUCCACCAUAUACAUUUCGCUUUCGUGUGAAAUUUUAUACCUCCGAUCCGCAAAAUCUUCGCGAUGAAUUGACAAGGUACUUAUUUGUACUUCAACUCAAAGAUGACAUUCGAACAGGAAGAUUAGAAUGUCCACUUGGAACAGACGUUGAACUAGCAGCAUUGACAAUGCAAGCUGAAUUAGGCGAUUAUAUAACUGCGGAACAUUCAAUUACCAAUGUGUCUGAAUUUCACUUUCUACCUGAUAAUAUACAAACAGCAGAGUUUGAAGAACAAGUUUUACAAAAAUGGAUGACCUACAAAGGUUUGACACCUGCGGACUGUGAAAUUCAGUAUCUGAACAAAGCUCGUUGGCUGGAAAUGUAUGGCGUUGAUCUUCAUACCGUGAUGGGAAAGGAUAAUUUGGAAUAUAAACUUGGCCUAACUCCAACUGGUAUACUUGUCUUCGAAAACAAGAUUAAAAUUGGUCUCUUCGUUUGGUCGAAAGUUACUCGAAUAGAUUUCAAUCGAAAUAAAUUGACUAUCGUUGUUGUCGAAGAUGAUGACAAUGAUCCUCGCCUACAGCGUGAUUUCGUCUUUCUGUUUCGUUGUCAUGAUGAAAAGCAAUGUAAACUUUUCUGGAAAUGCGCUUUGGAGUACCAUAUUUUCUUUCGAACAACGUCCGCAAACAAAUUGAAACAAGGAGCGAAGUCGAAUUUUACACGAAUGGGUUCACGAUUUCGAUUCAGCGGUCGAACGGAGUGUCAAACAACAGCGCUGGGCAAUUUAGCCAAUUCUGGUACAAAUUUCGAACGAAAAGCUUCGCAUCGUUUUUCACGCCGUGCGUCCUACGCAAUACGUAAGAAAAUCCAAGAACAAGAGAUCCUACGCGAACAGGAAGAUGAACGUUUGAAAAGAUUAAAAUCUGAACAAGAAGCGAAACUUUCCGAAUCGAAAACACAACUGAAUGUAUCGAAUCAUGAUUUGACAUCUGUGUCGAAACGUUCAUCAUCUAUUUCAUCAUCACAAAAAAAUCUUAACCUAACAGCAGCACAACGAUUGGAUAACCUUAUUCUGGGUACUCCGAAUGAAUUAUUUAUCGAAGAAACUGAAACAACAAGCAACUCGGCAACAACUCUUUCUGCUCAUCCUCCACCAGUCCCACCUCGACAAACGAAAUCGGAAGACAAAAUACCAUCCCCGAAACUUCCGGUCAAACAAACGACUUCUUCCGUCAUCACUAAUAAUCAUGUCAAUACACCAAAAGAAUCAUCGCAUGAAAUCUUGUCUACAAAUAAUAAUGAAGAUGAAUUAUUAAUUCAACUUUCUUCGCAAAACCCAUCAACAUCUCAUACAAAUGGACAACAUCAAAUAAAUCCUUCUCGUACUUCGAAAAUGAACAGUUUACCCAACCGAUAUACACUAGCAAAUAGUCAACCGAUGCCAUACGUUGUUAAACAAAUAUCUUCUGAUGAUUUCAAUACGAAUCAAACGAGUAGUAGCAAACAAAAUAAUUACAAAUUUCCGCUCUUUGUUUCUCCUUCUUCGGAACUAUCCUCCGCUAAUUCAUCUCGUGCGUCCUACGACAAUAUCUUGAACUACUGUCUCAAUCCCGCUAAUGAAUCGAAUUCUAUCUACGCGAAGUUUUCCUUUCAACAACGGGAUUCGAAACCAAAAACGGAUGAGAAACAGUUCGAACAACGUUGUGCUAAUUAUGAUAAUCUCUCCUACCUUGUCAUCGAUGGAAUUACAUCGAAAAAGUUUCUGCAUCGAGGAAUAGGAAAGAUCUCAUCCUGUAAAGAUUAUUUUGCUGCUACUACUGGUUUUAUCUUUAAUGAGAAUGGACAACGUGACGAAACAAUGACAAAUAAUCAACAAAUCCCAACAUCUACAACGCCAGUCAUAGUAACUCGAACAUUAAGUCAAUCGAAUGUUCGCCACGCGUCAUCGACAUUAGUGCAAGCAACAAAUCCAAUUCAAAUACCUUCACGUAGUCCACUGCUCUCGCAUCAUUCUCAAUUUUAUCAUCCAUUAACGACCGAACUCUGA
Molecule: messenger RNA, 2400 nt
Organism: Adineta ricciae
Lineage: Eukaryota; Metazoa; Rotifera; Eurotatoria; Adinetida; Adinetidae
Source: the annotation of a GenBank genome assembly